AUGCCGCUUUGGCAGCAGGAUUAUUUUGAGCUGAAGAACAGCAGGUGCCAGAAGCACCUUCUGACCUGCCCUUUCUUCCUAAAAAGGGAGUGCCUGUCUAUCCACAUUGGCCAGGCCGGUGUCCAGAUUGGGGGUGCUUGCUGGGAGCUCUAUUGCCUGGAACAUGGAAUCCAGCCAGAUGGUGUUGUUCUCAAUGGUGGUCAGGAUCUGCUGGCACCUGCUAAAACAGAGCCCAUGGGUGCAUCUUUCGAUUCCUUCUUUUGUGAGACCAGAGCUGGGAAGUAUGUGCCCAGAGCACUCUUCAUGGACCUGGAGCCUACUGUCAUAGAUGAGGUGCGUGCAGGCAGCUACCGCUCACUCUUCCACUCUGAGCAGCUCGUCAGUGGAAAAGAAGAUGCUGCAAACAACUACGCCCGAGGUCGCUACUCUGUGGGGCCAGAGAUCCUCGACCUGGUGCUGGAGAGGAUCCGCAAGCUGGUGGAACACUGCAGUGGGCUUCAGGGGUUUCUGAUCUUCCGAAGCUUUGGAGGAGGCACUGGGUCGGGAUUUACGUCUCUCUUGUUGGAGCAGCUCUCCGUAGAAUACAGUGGCAAGACUAAAUUGGAGUUCUCCGUCUACCCAGCCCCAAGGAUCUCAACCACUAUAGUGGAGCCUUACAACUCCAUCCUCACCACCCACCCCACCAUAGAGUACGUAGACUGUACCUUCCUGGUGGACAACGAGGCCAUCUACAACAUCUGUCAUGGCAAACUUGACCUUGAACGCCCCUCUUAUGCCAGCAUCAACAGGCUGAUCAGCCAGGCAGCAUCUUCCAUCACUGCCUCCCUCCGGUUUGAAGGCAUCCUGAACGUGGACCUGACUGAAUUCCAGACCAACCUGGUGCCUUACCCGCGGAUACACUUCCCAGUGACCAGCUUUGCCCCCAUCUUGUCCGCCGACAGCAACCACCACAAGGAGCCGUCUGUGUUGGAUAUCACAGCUGCAUGCUUUGAGCCCUCCCACCAGCUAGUCAGAUGUGACCCUCGCCUGGGGAAGUACGUGGCCUGCUGCCUGCUCUACAGAGGGGAUGUGGUCCCCAACGAGGUGAACGCGGCGAUUGCGGCCACAAAGUCCAGGAACUCUGUUCAGUUUGUAGACUGGUGUCCGACUGGAUUCAAGGUGGGCAUCAACGAUCGGCCCCCCCGGGAGGUGCCAGGAGGGGACCUGGCUGAGGUCCAGCGGGCAGUCUGUAUGCUGAGCAAUAGCACAGCGGUUGCAGAGGCCUGGGCCCGUCUGGGCCACAAGUUUGAUCUCAUGUUCGCUAAGAGGGCAUUUCUGCACUGGUACAUCAGGGAGGGCAUGGAGGAAGGUGAGUUUGCAGAGGCCAGGGAGGACUUGGCGGUCCUGGAGAAAGAUUAUGAGGAAAUGGGGAGGAGUCUCUGA
Messenger RNA from Rangifer tarandus platyrhynchus (Svalbard reindeer), 1422 nucleotides. NCBI's taxonomy places the organism in Eukaryota, Metazoa, Chordata, Mammalia, Artiodactyla, Cervidae. The record is from the annotation of a GenBank genome assembly.